This is a messenger RNA of Thlaspi arvense, 1596 nucleotides long. The record is from the annotation of a GenBank genome assembly. Lineage: Eukaryota; Viridiplantae; Streptophyta; Magnoliopsida; Brassicales; Brassicaceae.
GAGCUUACACCAAACAAAAUUCCUUCUCCGAAAGGCGAAAGCAAUCAAAGAGAAAACGCAAGAGGUAAAAGGCUAACGUGCGCCGCCAGUGACCGUUAUCUAAACGGCGCCAAAUAUUCUGAGGGGAACACUCACCCACACAAACACACAUACACCACUUUCUCUCUCUUUCUUUUGCCGGCGAACAUGGAGAAAGGCUUCUCUCCCGUCGGUCUCAGAGUUCUUGUUGUGGACGACGACCCAACCUGGCUCAAGAUUCUCGAGAAAAUGCUCAAGAAGUGUUCUUACGAAGUGAUGUCGGUGGACGGAGAAACCAGCAGGGUCAUGAAAGGAGUUCAGCAUGGAGCGUGCGAUUACCUCUUGAAGCCGAUAAGAAUGAAGGAACUGAAGAUCAUAUGGCAACAUGUUCUGAGAAAGAAGCUUCAAGAAGUGAGAGACAUCGAAGGCUGCUAUUAUGAAGGAGGAUCUGAUUGGAUCACCAGAAACGAUGAAGCACAUUUUUUUGGAGGAGGUGAAGAUGUUUCUUUCGGGAAAAAGAGGAAAGACUUUGACUUUGAGAAGAAGCUUCUUCAGGAUGAGAGCGACCCAUCUUCUUCCAAGAAAGCUAGAGUUGUGUGGUCUUUCGAGCUUCACCAGAAGUUUGUCAACGCGGUUAACCAAAUCGGAUGCGAUCACAAAGCUGGUCCCAAGAAGAUAUUGGACCUCAUGAAUGUUCCAUGGCUCACUAGGGAAAAUGUCGCAAGCCACCUUCAGAAAUACAGACUUUACCUGAGUAGAUUGGAGAAAGGGAAGGAGCUAAAGUGUUAUUCCUCUAGUGGAGCAAAGAAUAUGGAUUCAUCUCCAAAAGAUGCUGAAUUGAAUUCAGGCCACCAAAGCCCUGGCAAGAGCAACUAUGUAUUCUCUGGGGGCAAUUCUCUGAUCCAUAAAGCAACAGAGACUGAUCCAAAGCCACUUGCUUCAGCUUCUGUGUCUGAUCCCAACAGUGAUGUCCACAUGCCUCCAAAAGCGAAGAAGACGCGUAUAGGAUUUGAUCCUCCUCUUUCCUCAAGUGCCUUUGACUCUCUCCUUCCCUGGAAUGAUGUUCCAGACCCACUUGAAUCCAAACCCCCGAUUCUGUAUGAGAACAGCUUUCUCCAGCAACAACCAUUGCCUACUCAAAGCUCUUAUGUUGCAACUUCUGCACCGUCUCUCAUGGAAGAAGAAAUGAAACCUCCUUAUGAGACCACGGCAGGAGGAGGAACUUGUGUGAAUGCGGAUGAGUUCCUCAUGCCACAGGACAAAAUCCCUGCUGUAACCCUCCAAGAUCUGGACUUGUCCGCUCCUUCUGCCAUCUCAUCCAUGAAGCUGCAGGAGUUCACCUCAAAUGUAACCAGCAACACACAGUCGAUCUGGGAACUUCCAGAAUCACAUCACUCUGGCUCUUUAGACACUGACUUAGACUUGAGUUGGCUACAAGGCGAGCGGUUUCUUGCAAACAUUAGUAGCCCAUCACUCAUAUACGAGCUCCCACCACACCUUUGGUUUGGAAACGAGCGGCUGUCCGACCCUGAAGAGUAUACCCUCAUGGUAGACCAAGAAAGAUUUUGUGGGUAUACC